This is a messenger RNA of Eruca vesicaria subsp. sativa (arugula), 1319 nucleotides long. Lineage: Eukaryota; Viridiplantae; Streptophyta; Magnoliopsida; Brassicales; Brassicaceae. The record is from the annotation of a GenBank genome assembly.
AAAAAAGCAGACGAUGAUGACGAUGAUGAUGAUGGCCACGAUAACACCACCGUCUCCGGAACUUCCCUCAUCAAAGCUGACAUCCACAACCACUGGAUACCUCAAAACCAGCGUCUCCUCAGUCUCUCAAUCUGCUCGGAGAAGACGUCUCAACUCGACUCUGUUCUGUACACGACCUCCAAGCUCUCCGAGCAGCAGAGUCUUCUCUGCGUGCAGUAUCAGUAACCUCGUGGAAGAGUUUGAUCCGGAGAUUUUGGUAGAGAGAGCGUUGACUCCUCCGAGCUCUUGGUAUACUGAUCAUCAGUUCUAUCGUUAUGAGCUUGAUCAUGUCUUCUAUGGAGGAUGGCAAGCCGUAGGAUACACUGAUCAGAUUAAGGAUAAUCGCGAUUUUUUCAUCGGGAGGCUUGGGGAGGUAGAGUAUGUGGUGUGUAGAGAUGAUGAUGGGAAGAUUCAUGGUUUCCAUAAUGUAUGCUCUCACCAUGCUUCUAUCUUGGCUUCUGGAUGUGGCAAAAAAUCUUGCUUUGUUUGCCCUUAUCACGGAUGGACAUAUAACUUGAACGGAUCGCUUGUCAAAGCUACUAGAAUGACAGGGAUAGAGAACUUUUCUUUGAAUGAAAUGGGACUCAAGCCUCUAAGAGUAGCUGUAUGGGGACCUUUUGUUCUCCUCAAGGUGACCAGAGAAAUUGAGAGUGAUGGAUCAGUGGCAUCUGAAUGGCUAGGUUCUUCAGCAGGGAAGUUGAGUGAAGGUGGAGUUGAUUCCCAUCUUAAUUUUAUAUGUAGACGUGAGUACACUAUUGAGUGUAAUUGGAAGGUAUUCUGUGAUAAUUACUUAGAUGGUGGGUAUCAUGUACCUUACGCACAUAAAGGUUUGAUGUCAGGCCUAGACCUCGAAACCUAUUCUACAACGUUGUUUGAAAGGGUUAGUAUACAAGAAUGUGAUGGUGGGUCCAAGUCUGGUGGAGAAGAUGGUUUCGAUAGGCUUGGUUCUCAAGCUCUAUACGCUUUCAUCUACCCAAAUUUCAUGAUAAAUAGGUAUGGACCAUGGAUGGACACGAAUCUAGUGAUACCUUUAGGACCAAGGAAAUGCAAAGUUGUCUUUGACUAUUUUCUUGAUCCUUCUUUAAAGGAUGAUGAAGCUUUCAUCAAGAGAAGUUUGGAAGAGAGCGAGAGAGUUCAGAUGGAAGAUGUUGGGUUGUGUGAGAGUGUUCAAAGGGGCCUGGAAUCCCCUGCUUAUGACAAAGGAAGAUAUGCUCUUGUGGAGAAAGCAAUGCACCAUUUCCACUGUCUGCUACAUCAGAAUCUCAAACUAUGACACUCUA